UUCAGAAUCACGUCACAGAAGUUCAGGUCGCUGAAUUUGGCAAACCCUACGCUUGACCGGAAGCAAUCAAAUUGACCUGAAUUGCUAACACUACGCAGAACAGUUGCUCUUAGCAGCUCUUCUGCAGGGUUAUCACCUCGCAUGUCCGCACGUUCGACGCACGGACGCCAUGGACAUGCUGAACUUCCACAAGAGGUCAUUGUUGCAAUCCAACGCAUCCUCGAGCUCAAUCCAGAGAACCAGAACGACCCCCUUGAUGUACUGUCGAAUGAGUUUAACCCAAUAGAUAUGCUGAACCAGCUUUUCCCAGAUGAGGCCUCGCUGAGCCAGCUGGAAACAGUUCAAGCGAGACUGACUCAAAAUGAACGUGACUUGCAACGCGAAAUUGAUGCCCUCAAGGAAGAGCUAAGGCGCGAUCAGGAUCCCAAUCGUAUGCAGAUGAUUCAGGAAAUGAUUUCGGACCUCCUUGGGCAAAUGUCACGCAUUCGGGAGAAAGCGACGGAAUCCGAGGCUGUCGUGCGCGAUAUCACGAAAGAUAUCCAGGCUCUUGACCUUGCGAAAAAGAACCUCAUCCUCAGUAUGACAACACUCAAGCGCUUGCAAAUGCUGGUAAAUGCACUGACACAAUUGGAAGACCAAGCGAAAGAGAAGAGAUAUGGAGAGAUUGCCCAGACGCUUGCAGCUGUGAAACAGAUAUCUGCCUCCUUUAAACCUUACAUCUCUGUCCACCGCAUCAAUCAGGUAUGGAAACGGGUACAGCAAAUUCAGGGCGAGAUUCGCGCUCAACUCGAAGCAGAGUUUGACGCAUUCUACCUCCAGGACCCCGCCAAACCCUCAAAACCUGCUCAGAUCAUAGAUGCCUGUGCUGUCGCUGAUGUUUUAGGCCCUGACGUUCAGAGACACUUGAUCGAUCGUUAUGUUGCACUUGAACUGAAGGAGUAUCGGCGCAUCUUCCGUGCCACAGACGAGGCAGGACACCUAGACAAUAUAAGCAGGAGGUACGCGUGGUUUAGACGCGUGCUCGGAACGCACGAGUUAGAAUUGGGCCGCGUAUUCCCCUCAGAGUGGAAGGUGGGAUGGGCGCUGUUCACGAAAUUUGUGGUUAUCACAAGAGAUGACCUUGCAGCAUUGCUUUCUAAAGCAGGCUCCUCUUUGACAAUCAAAGCCCUGCUCGAAGCCCUACAGCAGACAAUCGAAUUCGAAUCGUCCAUGGCAAAGAAGUGGUUAACGCCACUCGAUGAGAUAUUGGGAGCAAGUUCGCCUCCAUCUUCAGCGCCCGUUCAGUCGAUGUCCGCUGUCUUUGAACCACAUCUUGGUGUCUUUGUUGAUGCUCAAGACAAGGCUCUUGCUGACAUGCUUGCCGCUCACCGAGGAUCGCAUUCGAAGGGAAAGCCACGAACAUCCCUUGAUGCCACCCCGCGCGCUUCUGUCUCUACAGAUGCGGACGCAGGUCCCCCACAGACGGUACUCUCUUCGUCGACAGAGCUAUUUUACUUUUACGGCCAGAGUCUUGAGCAAUGCGCCAAACUCUCGACAGGACAGACAUUGUUUGAUUUGUGUACGCUACACAAGAAGUGGCUGCGCAUAUAUGCGGAGGACGUCCUUGCACCACGGUCAAAACGCCCGAUAACACAAACCCGGAGGUCUAUGGACUCGCGUUUUGAUGUUGCGGAUUUACAACAGGCUGGCCUGUUGAUCAAUACAGCAGACUAUUGUCAAACUACGGCUCUGGAGCUCGAAGAGAAAAUCAAAGAGAAAAUCAAAGACAGCUUUAAAGAGAAAGUAACAUUGCAGGCAGAACGCGACUUGUUCAUGAGUGCUAUUUCUGUGUCUAUCACGAUGCUUUUGCGAGAGUUGGAGGCUACCUGCGAGGGUGCUUUCACGACAUUGUCCCGUAUGUCGUGGGAGAAACUGAACCAGGUCACUGGACAGUCUUCAUACGUAGACGAUCUUGCUCAGGCCGUUGAAAGCUUUUGCGAGACUAUAAAGCCAUUGAUCGAACAAAAGAAAUAUUUGAGGAAUUUCUUCGAUAAGGCAUGCAGUCUUAUCCUGAUGAAGUUCACGAACGCAGUAGUGAAGAGUCGACCUUUGAGAGAGAUCGGCGGAGAGCAGCUACUGAUCGAUCUGGGUGUUAUUAAAUCUUACCUCAUGCGACUGCCAGGUGAAGCAAUAGUAACGCAGGGAUAUACCCGCAGCCUUACAAAGAGCACCACGAGGCUCGAGGCUCUGCUCAAGGUCAUUGUGACACCGGUGGACCCUCCAGAAGGUUUUAUUCUAAACUACACUCUCCUCAUUGGCGAUGCUUCGUUUUCAAAUUUCCAAAAGAUCCUUGAUCUGAAAGGUACACCGAAGGCCGAGCAGAACAGCCUUCUCGAUUCAUUCCUCACCAUUACGAGCACCAAGACAGAUCUAGACAGCACAUCAUUCCUUUCCACUCUCGAUAUGGAUCCCCCCUUGACGCUCGCCGCGACGCUCGGCAGCCCAGGCUCCAGCAGAGUCACGCUGCCACUGUCAAUCGCUCCAGGUGGAGUGGGCACUGUAUCGGAUAUAUUCGGGUCACUUGGGUCUCCGCCAUUGAGUGGACCACCGACGGGAUCCAGCACUGAUGGAAGCACUUCCAGGGGACUAGAACCCACACAGAAACGAGAGGUCUUCUCUGAUAUCAGGCGUUUCGUCACUUUCGGUCUGCGGCGAUCGGAGACCUUACCAACUUCCUAACUUCUAAUACUUUGUACUCGGCCCGGCGGAAAUAUACACAUCACCACCGAAAAAC
Molecule: messenger RNA, 2773 nt
Organism: Suillus paluster
Lineage: Eukaryota; Fungi; Basidiomycota; Agaricomycetes; Boletales; Suillaceae
Product: Vps53-like protein
Exons: 18
Coding region: 142-2718 (858 amino acids)
Biological process (GO): retrograde transport, endosome to Golgi
Cellular component (GO): GARP complex
Source: RefSeq, a predicted model, not a curated record